Molecule: messenger RNA, 1815 nt
Organism: Neurospora tetraspora
Lineage: Eukaryota; Fungi; Ascomycota; Sordariomycetes; Sordariales; Sordariaceae
Exons: 2
Coding region: 261-1547 (428 amino acids)
Molecular function (GO): oxidoreductase activity
Source: RefSeq, a predicted model, not a curated record
CUCGGCUUCGAGUGCUUCUAGGUAGCAAAGUAAACCUUGAGAUGAGCCUUAAGAGGUCGGAUGAGCCUCGGGGAUUUGGAUAUAAAAGGGGGACGUCGUACACAAGUUUGUUGAGGAGAUGGAACAGACAGCACACAGCAUCUUCACAGCUUCCUUUGCUUUGAACUCGGCAUUCCUAGAACUUUAUCAUUGCAUUGUUCCUCAUUCUCAUACCAUCAAGCCCAACCACUUCUUCUAUUUCUUCAAGUUUCACAUACACAAUGGCCUGCCCCCUUCAGUCCACUCGCGCCUGCAAUAUGGCACCUCCCCAGAAGGACUCCAGUCCCAUCGUUCGUCCAGACAUUGACUGGAUUCCCUCUUAUAAAGUCUUCAAGGAGCGUGUACAACGCUUAGCAGCACUGAACCUCAAUCGUCCCACCACUCUUCCCGCCGGAUGGCCUUCAAAGAUCACAUCCGAACGUGUCUGGUCUGGGUCUGACUUCAAGUCGGAGGACGACUAUGUGGUCAAGCUUAGCCAAGAGGAUAUUGCCGAGAUUGAGAGUGCUCUGGAGUAUUUUAAGGCUCUUGACCUCGGCCCUGACGAUGUCUCCAAGGACAACUUCCCUCUUCCCAACCUAGGCUCCAAGCUCGAGGAAGUCGCAGACAUCAUCCACAACGGCCGUGGCUUCGUCAUCCUCCGCGGUCUCGAGCCAGACAAGUACUCAAGCGUGGACAACAUCCUCCUCUACCUCGGCGUCACCAGCUACAUUGCCGAAACCCGCGGGAUGCAGGACUUUGACGGGCGGAUGAUCCUCCACAUCCAGGCCGUCCGCAAAGAAAGCGACGUCGCCCAACACGGCAGCAUGCCCAACUCGCCCUACGUCAACCGCGCCCAGCCCUUCCACACCGACCUCUGCGACGUCCUGUCGCUCUACGCUUUGGGGGUAGCCGCCUACGGCGGCGAAUCCUUCCUGGCCUCGUCGGCCACCAUCUACAACGAGAUUGCGCGCCUGCGGCCGGACGUCAUCCAUGUUUUGGCCAAGGAUGACUGGCCGUUUGACGAGUUUUACAAGAACCAGUAUCACACGCGGCCGCUGCUUUACAACUUCUCCAGCAGCGAUGGAAAGCAGGAGCAUGGCCCAGGCUUCCAAUUCUCCCGCCGCCCCCUCACAGGCGCGCACUUCUCGCCUCACCACCCCCUCGUCCCGGCCAUGAGCGAGGUGCAAGCCGAGGCUUUGGAUAUGGUUUACUUCUUGGCGAAAGAACACGCGCUGGAGAUCCAGCUGCAAAAGGGGGAUAUGCAGAUCUUCAACAACUUUGCCAUGUUGCAUGCUAGAAGCAGCUUUGUGGAUGAAGGUGAACACAAGAGACAUAUGCUGAGGUUGUGGUUGAGGAAUGAGCAGAAGAUGUGGAGGGCAGAACCAAAGAGCGAGGGGCUGGAGAAGGUCGGUCGGGAGGUGUAUGAGUGGGAGAAGGAGGAGUGGAGGAGAGAGGUGGGGACCAAGUGGGAUAUUGAGCAGAGUCCGCCUGAGUUGAGGGUGGAUUUUAAGAGGGCUAGUUGUGCUUGAGUGAUGAGAGUCGAAUCGGUGUAAGAAUGAGGGGAGGCAUAUUGUUUGAGGUGCAGUUGCUAUUGUAACUAUGCCUGGGUUUCGAGGGGAUUUUUGGGUUUUGUUUUGCCCGCUUGGGAUGGCUUUUUGUUGGUCCAGUCUGCUUAGACUCAGCUGAGUGUUUUGGAGGUAUUUGGGUUCAUGUUUCUAUUUUUGGGGCUUGUUGAGCGGCAUCUUGCUUUUGAGACUGUAAACCUUUGAAGACGGACAAUUAAGACUUCGGUUUUAG